CCCAAAUUGGUCUUGAAAAAGAUAUUCUCCUCUUCAGACUUCCUCUCUUCUUUGUCGGCUUCGACUAAUUCGCUCAAUUCGACUAUUGAUAACUAGUUGCUCACGUUGGAUGUUUUUUGGUACCCGAAGUUUGACGGGAAUCCCUUAUAAGCGAUCCCGUUCAGAAAUGGCCAUCGCACGAUGUCAGCGAACGUACUAAAAAUCUAUCUAUUGUCGAUAAAAAUUCAUCCGAACAUUCUGAACGGUUUCAAGAUUUCACUGCGCCGUUCCAUAUGGGCUUGAAGCACUAUUCUUGGUGUCAAAAGUUUUCAUUCCAGGGCAAUCUGUCCAUGUCAACUGACGGAGUGUUCGUAUUGGGGAGGUCUGCUAUUCUGUGGGAUCGCUUCGUUGAUGACUCCUGAAGGGCAACGGAAAAAAAAGAGGGACGUUGACACCACCAAAGAUAUCCAGGAACGUCAAAAUUUCAUUGAACUCGCCCGGAGGAAAAGGAAGAAAAGCCUCUAAUGGCCUUCGGACUUCGAGUUGGCAUCGUAUCUACUGCCAACCUUCACCUUCAUUGGGCACCAAUAACUGCGACAAAGCGAAUGCACCGGCGUCGAAGGGAUUCUCUACGCAGUUCUCGUGCCUGUCCCUGUAGUAGUACGAAUACGCUUUUAGAAAUGAAUGUGCCUCUCGAACCGCCACUCCAACCAUGCCUCGCAAAGCCCACAAGAUGGGAGUCAUAUCUCCUUCACUUCUCAUUCUUACCUUUUUAUUAGAGAUGGUCUGCGCCAUUCCAAAUCCAAAACGUUCCAUCUCAGAGGGAACUUUCAACCUUCCUAAUGGCAAUUGGACAUCACUUGGAUGUUUCUCCGACAUCUCAACUUCAAGGACAUUACAAGGAGCAUUUACUUCAAGUAAUACCAACAUGACUAUCGAGCUUUGUAUUGCCGCCUGUGGUGAUUUCGUGUUUGCUGGAGUUGAAUUCGGACAUGAAUGCUACUGUGAUUCCACCAUCCAAUUACCCGGUGCGCCUGUUGCUGCAGACGAAUGCAACAUACCUUGUGUAGGCAACUCUUCCGAAACUUGCGGUGGAACCGGUAGUAUCCAAAUUUUCACGGAUGGAGGAGAAAGUCCUGUUCUUCCAACUGAGUUCGGUACCGAUGCUGGAGGAUUCGAAAGCGAAUGGUCUCUUACAGGAUGUUUCGCAGACGACCCAUCCUCCCGCGUACUGGCACAACCAAUUGUUCUACCAAAUGGGGUGACAACCGGGGCUUGUAUAGAAGGUUGCUUAGACGCUGGCUUCUCCAUGGCCGGUGUCGAAGAUGGGAAAGAGUGCUGGUGUGAUGGCCCAAGUACCGUGCUUGGAUUGUCUCCAAACGCGACGAAAGUGUCAGACACUGACUGUCGGGGUGUUUGUGUGGCGGACCAUAGUCAAUAUUGCGGAAAUGCGAACCGUAUAGCAGUCUAUUCAAUGAUCGAGCAUGACCUUUCACCUCCCGACCCACCCAGAAACUGCAGCGAAGCCUUCGGCAAUAUUACUAUGGUUGCGAUGACAAGUGAGGGCGAGGAGUUCCCGCUAAAGAUAGUGACAGUAGAAAUGGUGCCAAGUGUGUCAUGGGGAGUGUUAUCUGCUUGUCCAUUCUGCUGUAGCGACUACAAGUUCUUCACCUUGACAGACCUCGUUCAGUCGCGCUCCCUUUUGAACCCCACCAAACAGCUCAUGCUUUCAGUCGAACCUGUAGCCGGAGAGUCGCCGAGUUUUAUGGCUCCCCCCGUCAUUAAUGGACCAUUGCCGCAAGGAGAUCAAUCUUAUUGUGUCAUGGGUACCACACAGACGCUUCUUUCGUUCAGAAACGAAACCAACGGGUUCGCUCUCUGUAAGAACAACUCCGUGAUAGCGAAUGGUAGAAUGGACGUCGUCUUCCAACCUAUAGCUGAUCAUCCUAAUUAUGCGUUGGAGGAUUGUGAUGGCAUUGUCAUCAAAGUAUCAGGCUUACUUCCAGUACCUGUAUAAGGGAAAAGUUGCAGAUAUAUACCCACA
Marasmius oreades (fairy-ring Marasmius) is the source of this 2023-nucleotide messenger RNA. RefSeq lists its product as uncharacterized. The record is from RefSeq and is a predicted model, not a curated record. The coding region runs from base 692 to 1996 and encodes 434 amino acids. Lineage: Eukaryota; Fungi; Basidiomycota; Agaricomycetes; Agaricales; Marasmiaceae. The transcript has 11 exons.